GUUAUUGAAUCGUACCGACUGUUCCAGUGAGAUAACACAAACUACACCUUUAUCACAAUGUCGUGCAAGAACAUCGUCUUUCUCGCUGUCUGCUCGGUGCUGGUGGUGAUUGCUGCAGCGACGGUACCGAACGAAUCGAGCGUGGAAUCCAACUCGGGAGCGGCUAGCAAAUCCUACUUCGGAUACCAUCCGCAACCGAAGGACUCGUACAAGAAGCUGGUGGAGGAUGUGGACGAAUUUGCACGCAAAUGCCAUGAGCAGUUUGUUGCGCUCGCGGACAAGAUUGAUGCGCUGCACAAGAAAUUGUACUACCGAAAGGAUAAGGAGCACGGUGGCCAUUAUUACACCGAUGUGGAACAGAUGCAGAAGCUGCUCAGCCAGCAGAAGGCUGCCCUCGAUGCGCUGCGCAGCGAUCGGCCCAGCGCUUAGGGGCGGGAAUCGGUGUGAAACAACAGAAACGGAUGUGACUCGCUUUAAAUUAACAGAGAUUUUACGGUUAGGAUGUUAUCGGUUGUUAGGAGAAAACAGAACAAAACUCAAAAAUAAAUUUAUUUAAAAUGC
Molecule: messenger RNA, 561 nt
Organism: Anopheles stephensi (Asian malaria mosquito)
Lineage: Eukaryota; Metazoa; Arthropoda; Insecta; Diptera; Culicidae
Exons: 2
Coding region: 58-429 (123 amino acids)
Source: RefSeq, a predicted model, not a curated record